Molecule: messenger RNA, 1372 nt
Organism: Melampsora larici-populina 98AG31
Lineage: Eukaryota; Fungi; Basidiomycota; Pucciniomycetes; Pucciniales; Melampsoraceae
Exons: 1
Coding region: 605-1348 (247 amino acids)
Source: RefSeq, a predicted model, not a curated record
GAAACUAUUAAUUUUUACUUACAUUCUCCCUAUCAAAUCUCACUUGAUCACCUUUUUCCUGUUGCUAAACGCACAGGUGUGUUCUUAGUUCUCAGAAGCUCGUUGAAGCUCUGUUUUUGGCUUGCGCCGUUGUACUCACCUACACCUGAUUUCCCCAGGUGUGUUCUUAGUUCUCAGAAGCUCGUUGAAGCUCUGUUUUUGGCUUGCGCCGUUGUACUCACCUACACCUGAUUUCCCCAGGUGGUCUUUUUCUGCACGGCUUAGCCAACUGUUAGCUUCAACGCUCUCAAACGUCACUUCUUCACAUGGUAGCGGGAGUCUCGAUAUUAAUCGACUCUAUACACGAUCCGACUAUCUUUGUCAUUAACACUUCAUGCAAUCGGAAGACAAAUCAAUAAAUCCAACGGACACUGAAUCUGUUUCAUCUGAUACUUCCUCUGACGCCUCUGUUAAAUCCAAUAAGACUAUCAAACAUACUUCUGGUUUAAAACCCCUCGUUCUACCCUCUAAUCUACCGUUAUCUCCAUCUAAAUCUUAUAAAUCAUCUUCGGCAAUCAUGUCUUUAGACAACUCCACCAAUGUCGAAUCCUGAACCCUCCUACAAAUGUUUAUUCAACGAACAACAAAUCUACUUAGCAAGUUCAAUAUCAAGAAUGAUUUAAACGAUGAAAAUUACAAUUAUUGGCAUCUUGUCAUUCAUGAAUCAAUUGAAUCUUUAGGUUAUGAAUCAUACUUAGACAUUAAGGACCACGUAGAUACAUCCCUUUCGGAGGAGAAACAUAAGAAAAUUAGGUUUCUACUUACGACUUGGAUACUUAAUAAAUGUGAUGGUGUCAACGGUGAACGAGCACGUGAUAGUUUAACUGUCAGAGAUCCUGUUACUAAGGAUAUGUCUAUCACUUACGAUCCUUAUAUGUUAUGGAAAUUUCUUAAAGAGUAUCAUUCCAGUAUCUCGGAGGCCAAGUUGAAGAAUGUAGAAUCAGCUUUAUUAAACAUGAAACAACUCAGAUCAGAUAACAUGAAGGUUCACAUUGAUAAGUUCUCAGCUUUACUUCGUGAUUAUUGGAAGUUCAAAGGAGAUAUGUCCGAUGGACAAGUCGCUGGUACCUUAAUUAAGAGUCUGAAACCCGGAUAUGAGAUCACUGUGAAUAUCAUUUAUCGAGUUAUCCAGCCUCUUACUUUUGAAAAGGUGAAGAAUGAAUUGUUAAUGGCUGAGGAGGAACAGGAAUAUGUAACUCCUUCUUUAACUCAGUCCAGUCAUCUUGUAUCCAACUAUCACGCCAAUCCCAGUCAACUAGUUAAGUGUACAGAGGAUAGAUGCACCGCCAACAUAGAUGCCUCGGAUUGAAAAAUCCGAGGCAUCAUCAGAUGG